Messenger RNA from Plectropomus leopardus (leopard coralgrouper), 3149 nucleotides. RefSeq names its product WD and tetratricopeptide repeats 1 (gene wdtc1). The record is from RefSeq and is a predicted model, not a curated record. Lineage: Eukaryota; Metazoa; Chordata; Actinopteri; Perciformes; Serranidae. Gene Ontology annotation, cellular component: cytoplasm; Cul4-RING E3 ubiquitin ligase complex. Gene Ontology annotation, molecular function: protein binding. Gene Ontology annotation, biological process: negative regulation of fatty acid biosynthetic process.
GGGAGGAGGGUUGUGUUCAAGUCAGAGAAGGUAUUAGCGAGAAUCCUGUCAACAAACUCGCAUAGAGUGUGAUUUAUUACGUUUACUAAAUGGACAUUUCGUGACAGAAGCCAUUUUAGUUCAAGGAAAGCGCCUUUUCUCAAGAAAUACAGAGUAAAUGUCAUCUGAGCCUUGACCCCUGGAUCCUCCAGCCAAAACCCUAAUUUAUGUUUUGUGGUGAGGCCAUGACUACUGUCAACAUCACCAGAGAUAUCCUGCACCGGCAGAUUAGAGACAAGAGAGCAUCAGGCUUCCAAAGGUUUUAUCAUGUGACUGACCCGUUCAUCAAGAGACUUGGACUUGAGGCUGAGCUUCAGGGUCACACUGGCUGUGUGAACUGUUUGGAAUGGAACGAACGAGGAGAUUUACUGGCCUCGGGCUCAGAUGAUCAGCAUGCCAUCAUCUGGGAUCCAUUCAGACACAAGAAGCUAACAACUAUGCACACUGGUCAUGCAGCAAAUAUAUUCUCUGUAAAGUUCCUCCCUCACUCGGGGGACAGGAUUUUGGUAACGGGUGCAGCCGACACAAAAGUCCACGUGCACGACGUGACAGUGAAGGAAAUCAUCCACAUGUUUUCUGAUCAUACCAACAGAGUCAAACGCAUCGCCACAGCACCCAUGUGGCCAAACACUUUCUGGAGUGCUGCGGAGGAUGGCAUCAUCAGACAAUACGACUUGAGGGAGAGCAGUAAGCGCUCGGAGGUGCUGAUCGACCUGACAGAGUUCUGCGGUCAGCUGGUCGAGGCCAAGUGUCUAGCUGUCAACCCACGAGACAACAACUACCUGGCAGUGGGAGCCAACGGGCCUUUUGUUCGCCUUUAUGACAUCAGGAUGAUUAACAACUACAGGAAAUCUAUGAGUCAGAGCACAUCGGCAUCUGUGCACACAUUCUGUGAAAGGCAGAAGCCCAUCCCAGAUGGAGCGGGGCAGUAUUAUGUUGCAGGGCACCUGCCAGUGAAACUCCCAGACUACAAUAAUCGCCUGAGGGUCCUGGUGGCCACCUACGUCACCUUCAGUCCCGAUGGCACUGAGCUGCUAGUUAACAUGGGUGGAGAACAGGUGUAUCUGUUUGACUUGACAUUCAAACAGAGGCCAUACACUUUCUUGCUUCCUAAAAAGUGCCAGUCAUCAACAGGAGAUGUACAGAACGGAAAGACGACCAAUGGCGUCUCCAAUGGAAUUCACUUGCCAACCAGCCAUAUUCGAUUUGCCGGAAGCAAAAUGCACUCUAGCGCUACUGAAAUCCCUGCUCACCUGGAGAAGAUAAAGCAGCAAGCUAAUGAUGCAUUUGCAAGGCAGCAGUGGACACAAGCCAUCCAGCUGUACAGUUUAGGCAUUCAUCAGGCCAGCUGCAACGCCAUGCUGUAUGGAAACCGGGCAGCUGCAUACAUGAAACGCAAGUGGGAUGGAGAUCAUUAUGAUGCCCUCAGGGACUGUUUGAAGGCACUGACUCUGAACCCGGGUCAUCUGAAGGCUCAUUUCAGGCUGGCACGGUGUCUGUUUGAGCUGAAAUAUGUGUCUGAAGCUCUGGAGUGUCUGGAUGAUUUUAAAGGAAAGUUUCCAGAACAGGCGCACAGUAGUGCUUGUGAUUCCCUGGAUAAAGAUAUAAAGGCUGCUCUCUUCACAAAGACAGAAACAGCAGAGGAUAAGAAGUCCAACAGCUCCAUUCGAUUCCACUCAUUCAGUCGGAAGGAGUCCAUCCCUGAAGACGAGUUGGUGCUGAGAGAGCGCAGCUUUGACUACAAGCACAGAUACUGUGGUCACUGCAACACCACCACCGAUAUCAAAGAGGCCAACUUCUUUGGGAGCAAAGGCCAGUACAUUGUUAGCGGCUCAGAUGAUGGCUCCUUCUUUAUCUGGGAAAAGGAGACGACUAAUCUGGUGAGGAUCCUGCAGGGGGACGAGUCCAUAGUCAACUGCCUGCAGCCCCACCCCAGCUACUGCUUCCUUGCCACAAGUGGCAUCGACCCCGUGGUUCGAUUAUGGAACCCUCGACCAGAGACAGAGACGGAGAACGGGCGAGUGGUAGAGGACAUGGAAAGUGCUGCUCAGGCGAACCAGCGGCGUAUGAAUGCCGACCCACUGGAAGUAAUGCUGCUCAACAUGGGCUACCGCAUCACAGGCCUGCGUGGCGUCGGCCCAGAGGGCUCAGAUGACGAAGACAGCUCAGAGGGACAAGUCCAGUGUCGGCCAAGCUAAAGAAACUGUUCAUAAUGGAGAAUGGACGUAGGAAGCAAAGCACUCUCCCAGCUCCUGUUUGAAUCUUAAUUUCCCCCCCCAAUCUGACAGAAACAUUGAGUGAAUGUCAUGUCACAUCUCUGCACUAUGCAUCGCCCUCCCCUGUCCAAAGAGAGGACCGGCGGAGACCACUUUGGGGGAGAGGAAUUCAUGGAGGGUGGAGAAGACAACCAUCUCGCCCCUCUUCAAAGCACCAACAACACCUCAGCCUCUCCCUCCGCCCAGCGGUGGCAGGGGGGACACCUUUGAGCAGAGCACCUUCCACGUCACUCCCCCAGUUUCUCAUGAAGAAGGAGGAGUUCAGCACUUAUCCCUCCUCAGGUUUAUGUUGGAGAGACACACAACACGUAGAGGGAGAAACCAGCACUCGGGCGACCUAUUUUCAGGUCAGCGUGGCCACACAGCGUCCUCCAUGGAGGAUCAGAUCACAGACCAGAGGACGGUGCUUUGUUGCAUCUCCUGUCUGCUCUACAGUCGGAGCUAAGAGUCUUUGUGCCGCUCAUCUCAGAAAGGCUGCACACCCAAGUCGUCAAAUCUGAGUUAGACUUGGUCACAUUUUCAGUUGGAGUUUUUGAUCACAGGAAGCCUAGGAUUAAUCGUCACUCUCCAAGUUGUGAAAGUUGUAUUGUUGCUCCAAUGAAAUGUAUUCAUAAGCUUUGUUUAGUUUAUAACUGUCAGAGAAAACAAAGAAAGGGGUUUCUUCUGCCAAAGGUUGUCAUCUAUCAUUUCAAUAGCCAAGGAAUUAAUGUCUGUUUUCUUUGUUUCAUUGAGACAUACAUUUUGGCACACAGUACUCCUUUUAGUUAACCCUUUGAAACCUGGUGUGUGACAGUAUUGAAACUUUUGAACCCUGAACAAAUUGGUGCAAUUUCU